Lycium barbarum (goji berry) is the source of this 2028-nucleotide messenger RNA. RefSeq lists its product as uncharacterized. The transcript is spliced from 5 exons. NCBI's taxonomy places the organism in Eukaryota, Viridiplantae, Streptophyta, Magnoliopsida, Solanales, Solanaceae. The record is from RefSeq and is a predicted model, not a curated record. The coding region runs from base 1 to 2028 and encodes 675 amino acids. Gene Ontology annotation, molecular function: catalytic activity.
AUGAUGAUGAUGAAAGCCUUUAUAUGGAAUAUAAGAUCUGUUAGAACUCAGCAAGCAUUUCACAUGCUUCAAAUGUUGCAUAGACAUCAUCAAUUCACUUUCGUAGCUCUGAUGGAACCUUUCCAACAGGCAAGGAAUGUUGAAGUCUAUAAGAGGAAACUAGGAAUGAAUAUUGCUGGUGCAAAUAGUACUGGCAAAAUUUGGUAUUUUAUUGAGGUCAAUGUUGAUGUGCAAGUUUUGUUAGAUACAACUCAACAAAUCUCUUUUAAAUUAGUGCUUCUUGAUCAGAAUAAAUCUUUGGUUAUUACUUUAGUAUAUGCUAAAUGUAAUGAAUCAGAGAGGUUGCACUUAUGGGAUGACAUUUAUCAGGUGGCAGACUCUAUUAAUCUUCCACGGCUUGUUGGAGGGGAUUUUAAUGUAGUUUUACAUGAAGAUGAGAAGAUAGGUGGGAUUCCAAUCCAACCUCAAGACUAUGAAGAUUUUGCUUUCUGUGUAAAUUCCUCUAAAUUGAUGGACACCAGUUUCAGAGACAGUCAUUUUACUUGGUGGAAUGGUAGAGGAGGUGCAGACUGCAUCUUUAAGAGGUUGGAUAGAGUUUUCAUUACUCAACAAUUUCAGCAAUGGUUUGCACAAGUAGAAGUUGAACAUCUCACAAGGACAGGUUCUGACCAUGCUCAUUUGUUCAUUACAUUGGGAGAACAAAGUCAGGCAUCUAUUAGACCAUUCAAAUUUUUGAAGUUUUUGACUGAGCAUCAAGGAUUCUUGAGCAUAGUUAGGGAUAAUUGGUCAAGUAAUCUGGAUGGCAAUCCUUUUAUGUUGUUUAAACAGAAAUUGAAGCAUAUAAAAAAGAUUCUGUCUGCAUGGAGCAAGGAAGUUUAUGGGGAUAUUUUCAAGCAGCUGAUUAUUAGAGAAGAAAUUGUGAGGAUCAAAGAAGAACUUUUUGAAGGGGAUCCUUCUCCUUUGAACAGAAUGGAAUUCUGGAGGCAGUGGAGGCAGAAGGCUAAUGUUACUUGGUGUGCUGAAGGGGAUAGAAAUACAAUAUCUGAGGAAGAUAAUGAAUUAUUAGUUGUUGUUCCUACUGCUGAUGAAGUCAAACAAGCAGUGUUUGCUUUGAAUGGGGAUAGUGCUUGUGGUCGUGGUGGAUUAACAACCACUUUUUUCAGGCUUGUUGGCAUAUUGUUGGCCCAGAUGUGCUUAAUGUGGUUAAAGCCUUUUAUGAUGGUCACAAUCUUCCUAAAUCCAUCAUUCAUACAAAUUUGGUUCUUUUACCAAAAAAAAGUUCUUACAAGGGCCUUGAACAACUUGUUUGAUGAUCCUAUGUAUAGAGGCUUUGGCAUGCCUAAAUGGAGUGCAUAUCUAAAUCAUAUGGCAUAUGCAGAUGACACCAUAAUCUUUACCUCAGCUGGCAGAUACUCAUUGAAAUUAGUAAUGGAAGUGUUGCUAAAUUAUGAGACUAUCUCCGGGCAAAGAAUGAAUAGAGAUAAGAGUUGUUUUUACAUGUAUAAAACCUGUGCAAUGAGUCUAGUUCAAGAUGUGACACAAACCACUGGUUUUACAAAAGUCCCUACAAGGUACACUAUUCAAGAGUUACAUAGAGUAUUUACCAGGUUUUAUUGGAGUAACAAAGAAGAUAAAAGGAAUAGACAUUGGGCCUCUUGGUUAAAUAUGUGCUAUCCAAGACAAGAAGGUGGCAUGGGAUUUAGAUAUCUAUUUGAUGUUUCAAAAGCACUCUUUGCUAAGCUAUGGUGGAGGUUCAGGACUAGCUGCACUUUAUGGUCCACAUUUAUAUGGAACAAAUACUGCAAAAGGCAAAUUCCAACUCUAGUAGGGUGGAAGGGAGGAUCUCAGCUCUGGAAAAAAAUGCUAGAAGCUAGGGAUGAUAUUGAACAUGCCAUUUGGUGGGAGCCUAGAAAUGGCUCAUCUAGCUUUUGGUUUGAUAACUGGACUAGGAUAGGACCUUUGGUUAAGCUGAUACCUGCUAGUUUUCAACUCAAUGAAGAUAUUGAGUUGAAUAUAUUGAAGAUGUGA